UUGGUGGGUGGUGCUCCGUCGUUUCAGGUCUGGGAUUCUUUGCAGGGAUCGAGACAAGGCUGGACACGAUUUCAGCCAUAUUCGGCUUCAGAGAGAACCACACCGGCUAGUUCAAACUAGCACAGAGGGAUUCACCAACGAAAGAACUGCCACUCCCAAUUUUUGUGGACUCAUUUCCUUAGUUUUAGAAUAUUUCCUGACUUCUCUCCGGCAUGCGAGGAGAUUGGUGGUCUAGCAAACGAGGGAAUGGGCGGCCGGUCAACCUGAGAUUCGACGGGGGAAAACGACGUCCCAUUUUCUAACGUUAAGUGGAAAGUACAGAUUUGUCAGGAUUAAAGCAAAUGGAACCGACUGGGCCUCGAGUCUGAGAAACGGGAGCACAGUGGCGACGGCAGCAACCACGGGACAAGAUUAAAUAGACUACUAACGUUAAAGAAAUUUAAUGUUGGGGUUAUUUUGCUAGCUAGCUUUAGGCUAGCUAGCAAGUUGGAGUCUGGGACUUCAGUGCUCCACGUCUGCCAAAUUAAUCUUUAUUUUUUGGCUACGCUGAAAGGGUGCAGGGUAAUCUCCUCUAUUACCAAUACGGGGAGCAUUUUUCGGGCGCAGGGAGUGGUAGUCUGCGUGCUAGAUAAUUGUUAGAAAAUGUCUGCGAAGGUGCGCCUGAAGAAGUUGGAGCAGUUGCUCUUGGAUGGCCACCAAAAGAAUCCAAGUUCACUCAGCGUCGAAACACUUCUGGAUAUUUUAAUAUGUUUGUUCAACGAAUGCAGCAAUUCGCCCUUAAAACGGGAGAAACACGUGACGGAGUUCUUGGAAUGGGUGAAGCCGUUCACCACCACAGUGAAGGAGAUGCGCCUCCACAGGGACGACUUCGAGAUGCUGAAGGUCAUCGGACGCGGAGCGUUUGGAGAGGUUGCUGUUGUAAAGAUGAAAAACACAGAACGGGUCUAUGCCAUGAAAAUCCUCAACAAGUGGGAGAUGCUGAAAAGAGCAGAGACGGCCUGCUUCCGGGAGGAGAGGGACGUCCUGGUGAACGGAGACUGCCAGUGGAUCACCACCCUGCAUUACGCCUUCCAGGAUGACAACUACCUGUACCUGGUGAUGGACUACUACGUGGGCGGGGACCUGCUAACCCUGUUGAGUAAGUUUGAAGAUCGUCUCCCGGAAGACAUGUCCAAGUUCUAUGUGGCAGAGAUGGUGCUGGCUAUCCACUCCAUCCACCAGCAGAACUACGUGCACAGGGAUAUCAAGCCAGAUAAUGUGCUGUUGGACAUGAACGGUCAUAUCCGCCUGGCUGACUUCGGCUCCUGUCUUCGGAUGAUGCCUGAUGGCACGGUCCAGUCGUCGGUUGCCGUAGGAACACCAGACUACAUCUCCCCGGAGAUCCUGCAGGCGAUGGAGGACGGGAUGGGGAAAUACGGGCCAGAGUGUGACUGGUGGUCUCUGGGCGUCUGCAUGUACGAGAUGCUCUACGGAGAAACGCCGUUCUACGCAGAGUCCCUGGUGGAGACCUACGGCAAGAUCAUGAACCAUGAGGAGCGUUUCCAGUUUCCGGCUCACAUCACGGACGUGUCCGAGGACGCCAAGGACCUGAUCCAGCAGCUUAUAUGCGGCAGGCAGCGCCGUCUGGGCCAGAACGGCAUCGAGGAGUUCCGGCAGCACCCGUUCUUCUCCGGCAUCGACUGGGAGCACAUCCGCAACACUGAGGCGCCCUACAUCCCCGACGUCAGCUCGCCCUCUGACACCUCCAACUUCGACGUGGACGACGAUGUCCUGAAGAACCCGGACAUCGCUCCCCCAAUGUCCCACACCGGCUUCACUGGGCAGCACCUGCCCUUCGUGGGCUUCACCUACACCACCGAGAGUUGCUUCUCCGACUGUGGGUCUGUGUGUCUGUCGGGGCUGAGCGGCUUGGGCUCGGGAUCGGGCUCUGCAGAGGGAGAGGAGGACGGAGGCAUGCAGGUGGAGGCGUUCGAGAGGAGGAUCCGCUGCCUGGAGAAGGAAAACCAGGAGCUCAACCGCAAGCUGCAGGAAUCAGCCCAGACAUCAGGACGCGGAACAAGCACCUUGGGCCGGGACAAGGAAAUAAAGAAACUUAACGAGGAGAUAGACCGCCUGAAGAAAAAACUAGCCGACUCUGAUAGGCUGGAGCACCAGCUGGAGGAGGCAGUGACCCUGCGACAGGAUUACGAGAGCUCCUCCACCAAGCUGAAGGCCCUGGACAAGCAGGUCAAAGCCCUCAGGCAGGAGAAGGAGGAGAUCCAUAAGCAACUGGUGGAGUCUCUGGAGCGCCUGAAGUCUCAGACGAAGGAGCUGAAGGACGCUCACCAGCAGCGCAAGCUGGCGAUGCAGGAGUUCUCCGAGCUGAACGAGCGCAUGGCCGAGCUGCGCUCGCACAAGCAGCGGCUCUCACGGCAGCUCCGCGACAAGGAGGAGGAGAUGGAUGUGGUCAUGCAGAAGCUCGACGCCAUGCGACAGGACAUCCGCAAGACCGACAAGGCCCGCAAGGAGCUGGAGGGUCAGCUGGAGGAUGCCAAGGCGGACGCCUCUAAGGAGCGCAAGCUCCGGGAGCACAGCGAGGUCUACUCCAAACAGCUGGAGAGUGAGCUGGAGAGCCUAAAGGUGAAGCAGGGCGUGGGGCGCAUGUCGGGCCUGAGUGCGGACGCCCAGCAGGAGAUGUCCAAGCUGAAGUCGGAGCUGGACAAGAAGGUGCUGUUCUACGAGGAGGAGCUGGUGCGCCGCGAGGCCUCGCACACCAGCGAGCUGAAGAACCUGCGCAAGGAGCUGCACGACUCCGAGGGCCAGCAGCUCUCCCUGCACAAGGAACUGCUCAUGCUCAAGGACAAGCUGGAGAAGGCCAAACGCGAGAGGCAAACGGAGAUGGACGAGACGCUGGGCGCCCUGAAGGACAAGAGCGAGCGCGAGCGCAACCUGCUGACCGACGACAACCGCAAGCUGACGUCCGAGAACGACCGGCUGUGCACGUUUGUGGACAAGCUGACGGCCCAGAACCGGCAGCUGGAGGAUGAACUGCAGGACCUGGCCUCCAAGAAGGAGAGUGUGGCCCACUGGGAAGCCCAGAUCGCUGAGAUCAUCCAGUGGGUGAGUGAUGAGAAGGACGCUCGUGGCUAUCUGCAAGCCCUGGCCUCCAAGAUGACUGAGGAGCUGGAGUCUCUCCGUACCUCGAGCCUUGGACCCCGACCUCUGGACCCCUUGUGGAAGGUGCGGCGAAGCCAGAAGCUGGACAUGUCGGCCCGGCUGGAGUUGCAGUCAGCACUGGACGCAGAGAUCCGUGCCAAGCAGCUGGUCCAGGAGGAGCUCCGUAAAGUCAAGGCAUCCAACAUCUCCCUGGAGGGCAAACAGAAGGAGAUGGAGUCCAUGAACAAGGACAUGGAGGAGGAGAUGGAUAACCUGAGGAAAGACCUAGAGGAGAGCCGUUCACGCUCCGACAAAGGCUUAAAGCUGCCCGACUUCCAGGAUUCCAUCUUUGAGUACUUCAACACUUCUCCCCUGGCCCACGACCUGACCUUCAGGGAUUCAGUCUCGUCCUCAUCUGCGUCCUCUCUGCUAGCAUUUUGGGAUGAAACCAGCUCAGUCAGUGAGGUCGACGCCACGGCCCAGAAGUCGGAUGUCCCAUCCUCCUCCUCCCCGUCGGUCACCUCGGAGCAGGAAGAGCCUGCCAGGCCUCCGGCCGCCACCCCCCCUGCACCAUCUACAGCUUAUCAGUCCUCACUGCUGACCACACCAAAGCCUAAAGCUCACCAGCUGAGCAUCAAGACCUUCUCCAGCCCCACCCAGUGCACCCACUGCACCUCCCUGAUGGUGGGCCUGAUUCGGCAGGGCUACGCCUGCGAAGUGUGCUCCUUCAUCUGUCAUGUGUCUUGUAAGGAUAACGCACCGCUGGUGUGCCCCAUUCCCCCGGAGCAGGCCAAGAGGCCGCUGGGCAUUGAUGUGCAGAGGGGCAUUGGCACGGCCUACAAGGGCUUUGUCAGGAUCCCCAAGCCCACAGGCGUGAAGAAGGGCUGGCAGAGGGCCUAUGCCGUGGUGUGUGACUGCAAGCUCUUCCUGUACGAGGUGCCCGAAGGGAAGUCCACCCAGCCCGGAGUGGUGGCCAGCCAGGUCCUCGACCUGAGAGAUGAAGAGUUUUCUGUGAGCUCAGUCCUGGCCUCUGAUUGUAUUCACGCCACGCGUAAAGACGUCCCCUGCAUAUUUCGGGUGACAUCGUCUCUGCUGAGUUCUCCGGCGGGGGCGCGGUGCAUGUCGCUGCUGGUGCUGGCCGAGAGCGAGGCGGAGAAGAGGAAGUGGGUGGGCAUCCUGGAGGGCCUGCAGAGCAUCCUGGCCAAGAACCGCCUAAGGAACCGCGUGGUGCACGAGCUGCUCGAGGCCUACGACAGCAACCUGCCCGCCAUCAAGACCAUGCUCUGCGCCGCCGUCGUUGAUCGAGAGCGCAUCGCCCUGGGUACAGAGGAAGGCCUAGUGGUGGUCGAAGUUACCAGAGAUGUGAUCGUGCGCGCAGCCGACUGCAAGAAGGUUGCUCAGAUCGAGCUCAUCCCCAAAGAAAAGAUGGUGGCGCUCCUCUGCGGCCGCAACCGCCACGUGCACCUCCACCCCUGGGGGGCGCUGGAGGGCGUCGAAGCCACCUUCGACAUCAAGCUCACUGAGACCAAGGGCUGCCAGGCGCUGGUGACGGGCACCCUCCGCCCCGGCGGCCCCGCCUGCCUCCUCGCCGCCGUCAAGCGGCAGGUGCUCUGCUACGAGAUCACGCGCGCCAAGCCGCACCACCGCAAGCUGUGGGAGGUGCAGGCACCGGGCGUGGUGCAGUGGCUGGGCAUAGUGCGGGAGCGGCUGUGCGUGGGCUACCCGUCGGGCUUCGCGCUGCUGGCGCUGCAAGGCGAGUCGUCGCCCGUGAGCCUGGUGAGCCCCGGCGACCCGUCGCUGGCAUUCCUGGCACAGCAGCCGCUGGACGCGCUCCACGCCAUGGAGGUGGGCGCCAACGAGCUGCUGCUCUGCUUCGGCCAGCUGGGCGUCUACGUGGACGGGCAGGGGCGGCGCUCGCGCGCGCAGGAACUCAUGUGGCCCGCCACGCCACUCGCCUGCAGCUCCAACGCCACCUACCUGACUGUUUACAGCGACUACGGGGUGGAUGUCUUUGACGUCCACACUAUGGAGUGGGUCCAGACCAUUUCACUGAGGAAGAUCCGGCCUCUGAAUGUGGAGGGCAGCCUGAACCUGCUGGGCGUUGAACAACCACGCCUCAUCUACUUCAGCAACAACUCGCCAGAAGGCUGUGAGCUGUCCAUCCCCGAGACGUCAGAGAACAGCAAGAAGCUGAUGGUGCGCACGCGCAGCAAGAGGAAGUUCCUCUUCAAGGUGCCCGAGGAGGAGCGUCUGCAGCAGAGGAGAGAGAUGCUGAGAGACCCUGAGCUGAGAUCCAAGAUGAUCUCCCACCCGACUAACUUCAACCACGUGGCGCACAUGGGACCGGGCGACGGCAUGCAGGCCCUCAUGGACCUGCCUCUGAGUGUGAUUGCCGCUUCUCAUGACGACUCGGUCAAGGACAAGCCACGCCCACUCUCCAGUAUCUCCCGGCAACAGAGGAGCAAGACCCACAUUACACGCACCGCUUCUGGAGGAGGGGAUUUUGGAGGAGCCGGCUCGUCCCGCAAUAUAUCUGACCCAGAUGCCGACUAUGAGAGAGAGCCUGAUUCGGACUCCACCAAACACUCCACACCCUCCAACUCCUCCAACCCCAGCAGUCCCCCGAGCCCCAACUCACCCCACCGCAGCCAGCUCACCCUCGACGGGCUCGACCACACCCUGGAUGGCUGAGGACCUCUGGCCCUCUUUUUCUCACACACACACACACACACACACACACACACACAGAGAGAGAGAGAGAGUCAAACCUAUCCCGUGCAACUAGGAACUUUAUAAGUGCCAAGAGCAGACUCUUCACCCCACCACAAAACCACAAAACAAACAAAAAAAAACACACAAACUGCACCUCACCACCAUGCCCUGAUCUCCCCACCACAUCAGCAAGGCUCAAAGAAAAAACGACAAAACAGAAAAACAAGUCCUGUUUGUCACUUGGAUGCGAUGAUGAUGAUGAUGAUGAUAAUAAUGAUAUUAACACUUGUGGUUGGGUCUGACUGCAGCGUGGGUAUAUAUGUGUACUGGUAUCUUUUAAUGCUGCAAACUUGAUGUAGCCGUUUUGGAAUUUUCAGCAGGAAAAAGAAAGAUGUCCUCAAUUUGCUGAGGGACCAAUGGUAUUUUAGCUAACAGGGUCAAGUUAUUGGUGUUAGACUUUUAAAAGAAAAAUUCCAUGGCAUUUUCCUGUGACUGUGUUUUUUUUUUUUUUUUAUAUAAACAUCAGUAGAGUUGCAAAUACUUAGAGCUGCAGAGAGCUGAAUAUGCAUCAGGACCUUAAGCUUCGAGACUUGCAGAGAAGAAGACUCCUGUUCUUCCCUCUGCCACUGCCUGAUCAGAGCAAGAGCUCAAAGAAAACGACAAAAGAGAUAAAGAGAGAGGGGGAAUGAGAGACUUGAGUUUGUUUUUAAAGUUUUCUACUGUGGCGGUGACCCACCCAGAUGUGAGGAAAGAAGACAAAGGUCCGGCACGGAACCACUUAAGCAGAAUCGAGGGCAGAGAGGAACAGUUCCUCCUUAGGCCCUGCGGAACGUGACCUCACUGGCUUAUUUCAGAGAGUGCGUCUUUUUUUCCACGUCUGGAGUGAAGAGGUAAAAGCAGAAUGAUGAGUAGAUGAACGAUAAAUGCUGACCAGACUCUGGGAGUCUAUGGCAUUCACCGGACUGCGGAGGUUUUUAGCCAAACCCAGUGGGCACUUUUAUUGUGUGUGUUUUUGUUUUCUCUUUUUUUUUUUUCUUCUCUCAAUUAUACAUUUUCAGACAGCCUUUGUAACAUUCAUGUUUUAACCUUAGGUAAAUCUGCCACAAAAAAUAUAUAUAUAUAUAUAUAUAGUCAGUGGAUCAAACCACAUCACAUGAACAAGGCAGGAUAAAAAAAGAAAAGGACUUUAAAAUAAACUGAAGCCAGACUUUAUAGAUGAUGUAAUGUGUUUUAAGAAGAAAAAGAA
This is a messenger RNA of Clupea harengus (Atlantic herring), 7093 nucleotides long. RefSeq names its product CDC42 binding protein kinase beta (DMPK-like) (gene cdc42bpb). The record is from RefSeq and is a predicted model, not a curated record. NCBI's taxonomy places the organism in Eukaryota, Metazoa, Chordata, Actinopteri, Clupeiformes, Clupeidae. Gene Ontology annotation, molecular function: ATP binding; protein serine/threonine kinase activity. Gene Ontology annotation, biological process: peptidyl-threonine phosphorylation; actomyosin structure organization. Gene Ontology annotation, cellular component: cytoplasm; cytoskeleton.